This is a messenger RNA of Canariomyces notabilis, 1254 nucleotides long. Its product is annotated as alpha/beta-hydrolase. The transcript has a single exon. NCBI's taxonomy places the organism in Eukaryota, Fungi, Ascomycota, Sordariomycetes, Sordariales, Chaetomiaceae. The record is from RefSeq and is a predicted model, not a curated record. Bases 1 to 1254 code for a protein of 417 amino acids.
AUGCCAUCUUCGACAUUGAGUCUCCGCCCAAACCUGUCCGGGGUCGGCUUUUACAUAACGCUCGGAGCCGCGGCUUUCUCGGCCGGACUCAUCGCUGCCCACUUCUUACGACAACCCUCUCGGAGAGCGCAAUGCAUCAAAUCUCCGCGCAAGACCCAUCCUUCGAUCCUAUCAAACGCCGAAAUUGCCGCGCUUCCUUACCCGCCCGAUGUGUUUCCCGGCGGCCGUGACGUUGAGACUCCCUACGGAUGCAUCAAGGUAUUCGAAUGGGGCCCCGAGGAUGGCGAGAAAGUCCUCCUGCUGCACGGUAUUAGCACCCCGUGUCUGGCGCUGGGGACCUUGGCCGAAGCACUCGUGAGCAAGGGAUACAGGGUAAUGCUCUUUGAUCUCUUCGGGCGAGGGUAUUCCGACACGCCCGUGGACGUUCCCUACGACAUGCGCCUCUACACGACGCAAAUCCUCCUCGCCCUGGCAUCCUCACGCCUGUCGUGGACUGGCGCCGACGGGUUCCACUUGGUCGGUUACUCGCUAGGGGGCGCCCUCGCGGUGCCUUUUGCGCGCUAUUUCCCGCACAUGGUCCGGUCUCUGGUCGUCGUGGCCGGCGGUGGGCUGAUUCGAUCCGAGCAUGUGAGCUGGAAGACCAGGCUGUUGUAUUCGACCGGCUUCUUGCCAGAUCGGGUCCUCCAGUCGCUGGUUCGGAGGCGUCUUUCGCCCACCAAGCAGGAUGGAGACGCAGGAGUUAGUGAGACGAAAAUGGCUAGUGAGGUGGUUGAUAGCAGCAGCACUAAGAAGAAGAAGAAGCACAAAGACAGUGAUGCUAGCGGUGGGGAAGGCUUUGAUAAUGCGGUUUUGCUGGCGCGCAGGCCGGGUCAUACGGUUUCUUCGGUUAUGGCCUGGCAGUUGAGGCAUCACGAAGGGUUUAUCCCUGCCUUUGUGAGCAGCAUACGGUAUGCGCCUAUCUACGAUCAGAAGGAGGAGUGGUCCGCCCUGGGACAAUUGCUCGCCGAGAGAAGGGAACGGGUCGGUUGGGAGGAUGCGACGGACGACUUGCCGGGCUUGCGGGGAGGCAAGAUACUUUUUGUCUUAGGGGCGACGGAUCCCGUAAUUGUCAAGGAGGAGCUCAUACAUGAUGCCACGGCGGUUCUGGGUGAGGACGGGUUUGAGGCGGUAGUGCUAGACUGCGGCCACGAAUUGGUCAUGAGCAAGGGGAGCGAGGUGGCCGAUGUUGUGGCUGGUUUUUGGAGACGCUUGUGA